ACCCGCAUCCAACAUGCCAUUGUAUGGGAAGUGAGGGAGACAACAUGAGUCUGAGUUCGCACCGGAUCUGACUGACCACUAGAACCGAUUGCUGGCAUCAAAGGAGCAUGUAGCUCGAAUCCGCUAGAAUCGAUUGUUGACACUAGAGAAGAAGCCUGGAGUUUGAAUUCAUACUGGACCUGAGAUCUGAGAGAUACUCAGCAGAUCUAAAAGGUUUCAUCCUUCUUUCUCUCCCCCUCUCUCCGUCAUCUUUGCACCUUGCUCAUCUGCCGGAAUCAAUUGUUAAAGAGACAAUAUAUGUUUCGAUAGCAAGGAAUUCGCCACCGAGAUUAUUGAAUCCAAGAGUUGUUCCGACCUGAUCAAUGCAAAGAUCACUUGGGGUUUUGAUAUGUCAACAAAGAGUAUCUACUAUCUAAUAGCCAUGUGAGCAAAUCCUUGAGUUCCUUCAAUAUAUGUUUCGACGCCAUGAGAACCUCAAUGGAAUCUGCAUCCCACUAGUACAACCUUGGCUUUGGGGGAAAGACAUCAUGAAAGCAGCAACUACAUUACCCGUGUUGCUUUCGUUCCCGUUAGGUUGGGUUUGGGGGCAAGACGAGGCAUGAGAUAUAGAAAGAAUACCCAAUUUAUAGGAGAAUAUUAGAUUUAAAGAAAAAUAGAGUUAGUCAAGUGUAAGAAAGAAAGUGAGAGAAUGAUUUAAGACGAUAUUUAAAGAGCAAGAGUAUAAUUUGUCAAUCAGGGUAGAUUUAAGUAAUUUGUCCAAUAAAACCUUUUAGUCUUUCAACAUCUCUCUCAAAGCGUCACUACUCGGCAAAGAGGGACAAUGUCCGGUUUUGAAGUUUAGUGGAUUUGGCGGAUGAAACUGCGAAAUAUGUUUUCCCGAAGAGAUUUGAAAGUCGCAAUUUAGAGGAAGAUUUGAUGACAGGAGUAGGAAGGGUGGGGCUGCUUGAGAUUCUUAUGCAUUUGCUGUAAUUUCAGUUUUUGUAAAGGCUGUAAUGGCUCCAACUUUCAAUGAGAGAGAGCGAACCUUGUCUGUGUAUCUUUACAUCCCCAAUAUCAUUGGAUACAUAAGAGUAAUUAUGAACUGUUUUGCAUUUGCUCAAUGCUUUUCUGACAAAAAGCUAUUCUCGAUCCUUUAUUUUAUCAGCUUUGUCUGCGAUGGUUUAGAUGGUUGGUUCGCCCGCAAAUUUAAUCAAGUGUCAACUUUUGGAGCAGUUUUGGACAUGGUAACUGACAGGGUGAGCACUGCGUGUCUGUUGGUAAUCCUUUCCCAAUUUUACAGGCCUGGCUUGGUUUUCUUGUCAUUGCUUGCUUUAGAUAUUGCCAGCCAUUGGAUGCAAAUGUACAGUACUUUCUUAUCAGGUAAGGCCAGCCAUAAAGAUGUAAAAGACAGCACUAAUUGGCUUUUCAAGGCAUACUAUGGAAGUCGUCCAUUUAUGGCUUAUUGUUGUGUGUCGUGUGAGGUACUUUACAUCAUCCUUUUCCUUCUUGUAGAAAAAGAACCUGAAAGUGUCAUAAGAGUUUUAGUGGAUGCUGUGAAAGAGAGUUCAUUGCUAUCUCCUCUAGUCAUUUUAGCUCUCUUUGGGUGGGCAAUCAAGCAAAUGGUUAAUGUUAUACAGAUGAAGACUGCAGCAGAUGCAUGCGUUCUUUAUGAUACAAACAGAAGGCGUAGGCCCUAAUUUUUAUCCCUUUACUUUUUCUAGAGCUGGGUGGGGGUUCCCAUAUUAGUCUCAUGUCUCAAGUUUCUUAAAUGCUACAUUUUCAUAUUGUAGACUAAAGAGAAAGGUAAUUCUGUUUUACCACUUUGUUCAUGUAAACAUUAUAACAGUUGUUAGAUACUGUUUUCUGUCUGUAUUUUAUUGUGCUUGUAAUAAAUCUUCAUGGCUUUCUUCUACCCAAUUUGUUCCAAGGCAAAGAUGUUACACUAGUA
Nelumbo nucifera (sacred lotus) is the source of this 1927-nucleotide messenger RNA. RefSeq names its product putative CDP-diacylglycerol--inositol 3-phosphatidyltransferase 2. Gene Ontology annotation, cellular component: membrane; Golgi apparatus. The record is from RefSeq and is a predicted model, not a curated record. Lineage: Eukaryota; Viridiplantae; Streptophyta; Magnoliopsida; Proteales; Nelumbonaceae. Gene Ontology annotation, biological process: phosphatidylinositol biosynthetic process. Gene Ontology annotation, molecular function: CDP-diacylglycerol-inositol 3-phosphatidyltransferase activity.